Molecule: messenger RNA, 3456 nt
Organism: Cantharellus anzutake
Lineage: Eukaryota; Fungi; Basidiomycota; Agaricomycetes; Cantharellales; Hydnaceae
Product: AEX-3 domain-containing protein
Exons: 14
Coding region: 205-3285 (1026 amino acids)
Biological process (GO): regulation of Rab protein signal transduction
Cellular component (GO): cytoplasmic vesicle
Source: RefSeq, a predicted model, not a curated record
CUACAAUCCAUCAAAAUACCAAAAACUGAAUCACAGUCCCUUGUUACCGUUUGUAGAGGAAAUAUUCGUUUCCUUUCUUUCCAUCGUGUCUCCGAGCGUGCACUACAAAGAGCAUUCACCCUCUGCUCACAGAUCGUGCCUUUUCUUUCUUUCCUUUAUUUUGCAUUUAAGGACAGGUGUCUCACUUGACCCGUUCUGGUCCGGAUGUCCGUCUUUCGCAAGCCAUCGCUCCAAGUCUCGCCUCCAGACGAGCCAUCUUUCCUCCCAUCAGCCGAAAAAGAUCAGAGUUGGAUAAGUCGAACCUUAAAACGCGCUUCUUCCUCCAAUAAUCAAAAUCCGCCUGCUCAUGACCACCUCAGUGCUCGCGACCUCGCAACACGAAACGCGAGUGCUUCUUCGUUGUCCAGCUUAGCCGUUGCAGGUGGGGCAGAUUUUCAACCGCCCCCAACGCCUCGCGCUCCUGGCACUAUCAGCAGUAAACACACCCCUCGCAGUCACCGAGAGAGCACCACGAGCUCUGCUUUCCUUUCUGUUUCGCCAGCACAUGGGCCACCGAACUCAAGUCCAACACUGCCUUUGGCGAGUCUAUAUCUUGUGUCAGGCCUUCCCAAGUCACCGCAAACGUGGACCCUUGCCGAUACCGAUUCAAUUCAGGGUGUACAUCAUUGCGAAGGACGCUUCUGGCGCGCAGAAGUUCUGGGAAGUAGCGUUACCCCUGGACUUGGGGGAAAGAAGAAACGCCGCGGGAAAGGGGUGGGCGAAGAUGGGACAAGACGUCUUGGGAUGCUCACUAAGACAGAUCUUGGCAAAAUGCUCUCUAAAUCUCUCAAACUAUCUUUUACCCGUGAGGUUGAGAUCAUUGCCAGUACCCUUCAGCCACCUUCCACGGUCCAUACGUUCACCUUUCAGCUCCCUGGAUCGUCGGACGAGCCCUCCACGACGAGCAAUGGAAUCCUCCGUACUUCCAUGUUAAGCACCACUACCAACGGGGAGCGUUCAAUGCACGGAAAUAGUCCGUACCUAGAUCCUGCUUUUCCCCGACCGUCUUCAACCUACCUUGGCCCCUCAAAUACCUUUACAUCAGCAGCAGCGGCUUCGGACGCAUCUUCUAGUGCAAUAACUUACUAUGGUGUCUGCCUUACUGUUUGGUCGCACGCAGAUGAGGACCGUUCCGCCGCAAUCCGAAAAACUCUCGAAGAGGCUGCGCGACACAGAAGUGGCCCGGGGGGGGCCAGGUCACCGAAAGUAUCCAGUGUGUCAACAGACACAGAAGCAGGGGGGAAAGGCAGCGGUGGAAGGAGGAAAAAGCCGAAUCCAUGGAGCGCCACUGAGGCCGAAGACAGUGAGCUUGGCAGCGAUAUUGAUGGCAUCACAGGUCUGGCCGCACCAGGGGAGAAUCCUGGGGCUUCAACACUGUUCUUGCCUCCUAACACAGUGUUCUGGCUACCUUAUGCGCUGACGCUUGUAUCAAGGCAUCCCAUCUAUGAUUUGAUGAGAGAUUAUCUUACUCUCUCAUGGGCGCGCUUCAGUAAAGACGUCCAAUCACAUACUCUUCAGAUUUCCAAAAUAUUAGAGUAUCCUGCCCCCCGGGCGGGCGAGAUGGUUAAGAUAGAUGCUGGUGUCGCAGGCGAGACACUGGAAGUUGUAUGUCGAUUCCCUGGAGGACUGGAUUUUGGAAGGGGAUUGGUUGACGUCAAUUUCACUAUGUGGCCCUUGUUCCGGUGCUUAAACCUGGAUAAUAUCCUUACCAUCUGCGAGCUGGCGCUGGCUCCAACCGGGCGUAUACUGUUCCUUUCUAGACACUUAGCUAUGCUUGGUAUUGCUGUCUGCACUAUCAAAUACUUGUGCGAAUUACGGGGAUGGAAUGGUGUUUCAAUGCCCACAGUGCACGCUCGUGAUGCGAAAAUCUACCUUGAGGAUCCUGGCCCAUGGAUCAUUGGCAUGCCGACUGAAACCCGGUACAUUACUACCAUCUUACCUGAAGUCUGUGUUUGCGAUCUAGAUAUCAAUUACGUCAAUUGCUCGGCUCCUCCUCUGGGUGUCGUUUCAGUGAGGGCUCAGCGUGACAAGUCCCGUCGCACACUGAUGGCGGCUUUCAAUUCCUACUUCCACCCGGACCACUCUAUUCCCAGUGAAUUUAAAGAGGCAUUUCCGGCUGGGCGAUUCCGCCCCCUUUGCAAGAUCACCACGAAGAAAGGCAAUACCUCAACGCCUGUCGCCGAGAUCAUUCGUGCGCCCGAUUGGUGGCACCAGACCAGAGUGGUGCAAGCCUUCGAUGCGGUCCUUCGAGACAAGUAUAAGAAGCCCAGCUUGUUUAAACGUUUAAUGAUGCUGGGCCAAGUCAAACCUCCGAGCAGUCUCACUCCUGCAGAACGCUUUAUUCAGUCUUCCAUCCGCAAACGUGCAUCAGCAUUCGUCGACGCUCGCGACGAUCUUGAGACGAAGAUUGGUCGUCUCUCACGGCGGCUCAACUUCCUCAUGACAGAGUCUGAGCUCUGGAGGCAAAAAUUUGUUAGCUUUGAAGAGUAUGCUGAGGCUUUAAGCUCAGAAGCCGCAGAGCUGCGUGCGAAAAUUAAUAAGGAGCAAAGAGAGAGCAAACGGUUGAGUGCUCAGGUAACCAUUACUUCCCAGGAAAAGGAAGUGCUGAAGCAGAAGUUGGCUCAAACUGAGGCUGAGCACAACCAGGCUCUGAUAGAGCUGGAGCGUAUGCGUGAGGAAAUGGAGGAAAUGGAACGCGAACGUUCGCAAAUGAUUGCUGAGGUCGAGGCACAAAUUGAGCGAGCUCUCGUGUCCAUCGCCUUCAGUGAUGGCAACUCCGAUCUUUCCGACCUGGUCAUAUCGCGCCCUGGUUCAGCUAUGUCCUCCCAUCGUUCCGAUUCUCGUCCGAGCUCAAGGAAUGGUGGAGGGCCAGAAACGGGGAGCAGCCACAACCACACCCUUCGCUCGUUCGGCACUGCGACGACACUCGCGGAAGAACAAGCUAUGGCGCUUGUUGAAUCGCAUCCCAAUGGUGGCGACUCCACUGUGACUAUAGGGCCUGUUAGGGAGGUGACCGACAAGAGAUCUCCCACAGCUCUCUCCGAGAAGGCUCUGAGAAGGUUCUCGGUGACGAAACGGGACCACAGUGAUGCGCUUGGUGGGAUGGAUAGAAGCAUAUCAGAGCGUAGUGACGCCGUUGCUCAGAGAAUGCUCCAGAUUCAGCGCAAGGUGCAGUUUUCACCACAGCUAAUGUCAUCAUUAGAUGCUGACCUGCUCAUAUCAGCUGGAUGCUGUCCGAGAAGCUAAGUACUAUCGCACCGAGUCUGUCUCUAGUGCAAGGACAAGCUUAGAGGAGAGCGGUUCGCAAAAGGGCCCCGUUAGCAGGGCUUCUCGUGUCAGGUCUCCGCUUCUUCAACGCGCGUCGUCGAUCAAGGAGUCGCCUGCCGAAACUCCGAUCCAGUCCACGCCAAAGCUGGU